Messenger RNA from Cucurbita pepo subsp. pepo (vegetable marrow), 844 nucleotides. Its product is annotated as glyoxylase I 4. The record is from RefSeq and is a predicted model, not a curated record. NCBI's taxonomy places the organism in Eukaryota, Viridiplantae, Streptophyta, Magnoliopsida, Cucurbitales, Cucurbitaceae.
UCCAUUAUCAUUUCUUCCUUCUUUCUCCAUCUUUUCGCUUCUUGCUUCCUCGUUGGCCCAAAAACCCUAGAAAAAUCCCGUUCUCGUUUUCGAUUUUCAAUGAAGGAAACUGGAGAAAAUCCUCUGCAUCUCAAAUCGCUAAACCACAUCUCGCUUCUGUGUAGAUCAAUGGAAGAAUCAAUUGAUUUUUACCAAAAUGUUCUAGGUUUUUUCCCCAUUCGCAGGCCUGGAUCCUUCAAUUUCGAUGGCGCUUGGCUGUAUGGUUUCGGCAUUGGAAUCCAUCUCUUGCAAUCGGAAGAACCGGAUAAUUUGCCGAAAAAGGGCGCGAUUAAUCCCAAGGAUAAUCAUAUAUCGUUUCAGUGCGAGAGCAUGGGGGCAGUGGAGAAGAAGUUGAAGGAUAUGGGAAUUAAUUACGUGCAGGCGUUAGUAGAGGAAGGAGGAAUACACGUGGAUCAGCUAUUUUUCCACGAUCCAGAUGGUUUCAUGAUCGAGAUUUGCAAUUGUGAUAAUCUGCCGGUGAUUCCAUUGGGUGAUGGCAUGUCACGAUCCUGUUCCCAGCUCAAUCUUCAGAUAAUGCAGCAGAAGCAGCAGAUACACCAGAUGGUGUAACACUACAACUGAAGAAGAAGAAGAAGUGAUAAUGAUAAUGAUUGAAUCCAUGGAAAAUAAAUAAUUCUUCUUUGACGACAUGUCGUAUGUUGUUGUUGUUGUGGGUAUUUUUCUCUUGUGUUUAGGCAUUUGUUGUUUAAAUGGGCCUGUGAUAUUUAUAUUUUAUAUGUAAAAGUAUUUAUUGUUGUUGUUAGGCAUUUUAUGAUCAUAGUACAACUAUUUCACCUACCAAAAA